Molecule: messenger RNA, 513 nt
Organism: Dracunculus medinensis (Guinea worm)
Lineage: Eukaryota; Metazoa; Nematoda; Chromadorea; Rhabditida; Dracunculidae
Source: the annotation of a GenBank genome assembly
AUGGUCACUGCGACGGUAACUCACUUUCUUUUCCAGAGUAUUCUUGAUUACAAUGAAGCAGAUCUUGAACGAAUUUACGAGGAGUGGGAAGAGAAUGAUGAAGAUGUACUGGAGGAUGAUGAGAAACCAUAUCACAAAAGACCGCAGAGGCCGGUCGAUAUAGACGAAUUAAGGAAGAAGGUGACAUCUCCGGAAGAUUUCUUGCGACAGUCAAAAAAGGGACAAACGGUUAUGAUGUUUGUCACUGUUGGUGAUGUUGAUGAUAAACCUGCACCUAAGAAUUAUACUGAACAUUAUACUAGAUUGUGGAAUCGUAGUCUCAACAAUGCACAUAUUGAGGCUCAGGUUUUUGUGAUUGAAGACAAUCGAGCAAUAUUUACUUUCCAGGAUGGUUCAGAUGCUUGGGAAGCUAAGGACUUUUUACUUAAGCAAGAGGAAGUUAGUAAUAUAUUACUUGAAGGACAGUCGUAUAAUGGCAAAGCAAAAAGGAAUUCGCCUAAAACUGACCUGUAA